AAAGGGGAGGAUGAGUUCGGGGGCGUCGACGCCAUCGUGGUGGCCGUGGGGGUGGACGAGGAGAUCGUCUACGCCAAAUCCACGGCGCUUCAGAAAGGGGAGGAUGAGUUCGGGGGCGUCGACGCCAUCGUGGUGGCCGUGGGGGUGGACGAGGAGAUCGUCUACGCCAAAUCCACGGCGCUGCAGCCCAAAAAUUCUUGUCCCCGCCCCCGGCAGAACGAGAGCAACAAGGCGAACUUUGAGAAGCUGCUGGAGGCGCUGCGCGGCAGCCGGGCCGGGCGGCGCCUCGGCGUCUUCGCCAAGGACAAGUUCCCCGGAGACUUCAUGAAGAGCUGGAACGACGCCCUCAGCAAGGAGGGCUUCGAGAAGGUGGACGUGAGCGCGGCGGUGGCGCAGGCCAUGGCGGCCAAGGAGGAGGGGGAACUGCAGCUGAUGCGCAAGGCGGCCGCCAUCACCUCCGAGGUCUUCACCAAGUUCUUCAAGGAGCGCGUCAUGGAGAUCGUCGACGCCGACGAGAAGGUGCGCCACAGCAAGCUGGCCGAGGCGGUGGAGAAAGCCAUCGAGGAGAAGAAAUACCUGGCUGGGGCCGACCCCUCGGCCGUGGAGAUGUGCUACCCGCCCAUCAUCCAGAGCGGCGGCAACUACAACCUCAAGUUCAGCGUCGUCAGCGACAAGUCCCACAUGCACUUCGGGGCCAUCACCUGCUCCAUGGGCAUCCGCUACAAGUCCUACUGCUCCAACCUGGUGCGGACGCUGAUGGUGGAUCCGUCGCAGGACAUGCAGGAGCACUACGGCUUCCUGCUGACCCUCCAGGACGUGCUGCUGCGUGAAUUACGGCAUGGCGCCCGUCUGUGCGACGUCUACGCGGCCGUGAUGGACGUGGUCAAGAAGCAGCGGCCGGAGCUGCUGGGCAAGGUCACCAAGAAUUUGGGCUUUGCCAUGGGCAUCGAGUUCCGCGAGGGCUCCCUGGUCAUCAACAGCAAGAACCAGCAGCGCCUCAAGAAGGGGAUGGUGUUCAGCGUCAACGUGGGCCUCUCGGACCUGCCCAACCGCGAGGCCAAGCGGCCGGAGGAGCGCAGCUACGCGCUCUUCCUGGGCGACACCGUCAUGGUGGACGAGGAGGGCCCGGCCGUGGUGCUGACGGCCGUCAAGAAGAAGGUGAAGAACGUCGGGAUCUUCCUCAAGGUGAGGGGGAAGUUUGGGGAUAAAAACGGGAUGGUGUUCAGCGUCAACGUGGGCCUCUCGGACCUGCCCAACCGCGAGGCCAAGCGGCCGGAGGAGCGCAGCUACGCGCUCUUCCUGGGCGACACCGUCAUGGUGGACGAGGUGGGCGGGGCCGGCCCCAAACCCACCAAUCGCGGCAGGGCUCCUCCCCUCCGCCAAUCGCGGCCUUGCUUCCCUCACAAAAUGGCGGCCGACCCUCAGAAAAUGGCGGCAUCCGUCAAAAAAUGGCGGCCACCCCUCACAAAAUGGCGGCUUCCCUUCACAAAAUGGCGGCCGCCCCUCACCAAUAUGGCGGCCUCCCUUCCCAAAAUGGCGGCCGACCUUCAGAAAAUGGCGGCCUCCCCUCACAAAAUGGCGGCUCCCCCUCACAAAAUGGCGGCCUCCCUUCACAAAAUGGCGGCCUCCCUUCACAAAAUGGUGGCCGCCCCUCACAAAAUGGCGUCUCCCCUUCUUCCCUCGGCCAAUCGCGUCGCUCCUUCCCUCAGCCAAUGGCGUGCGGAGGGCCCGGCCGUGGUGCUGACGGCCGUCAAGAAGAAGGUGAAGAACGUCGGGAUCUUCCUCAAGACCGGCCGUUUUCGGCCCCGUUUCAGGGCGCGCAAGUCCAACGUGUCGUACAAGAGCGCGGCGCUGCUGCCCAAGGAGCCGCACGUGCGCGAGAUGAAGAUCUACAUCGACAAGAAGUACGAGAGCGUCAUCAUGCCCGUCUUCGGCAUCGCCACGCCCUUCCACAUCGCCACCAUCAAGGUCUGGGCCGACCCAAAAUCGCCGGGAUUUCACCCAAAAUCGGGGCCGGGGGAAACGGGGGGAAAACGGGGAAAGGGGGGUGGGAG
Passer montanus (Eurasian tree sparrow) is the source of this 2054-nucleotide messenger RNA. Its product is annotated as FACT complex subunit SPT16-like. The annotation marks the transcript as partial. Gene Ontology annotation, biological process: transcription elongation by RNA polymerase II; positive regulation of transcription elongation by RNA polymerase II. The transcript has 14 exons. The record is from RefSeq and is a predicted model, not a curated record. Gene Ontology annotation, cellular component: FACT complex. Gene Ontology annotation, molecular function: nucleosome binding. Lineage: Eukaryota; Metazoa; Chordata; Aves; Passeriformes; Passeridae.